Molecule: messenger RNA, 966 nt
Organism: Penicillium daleae
Lineage: Eukaryota; Fungi; Ascomycota; Eurotiomycetes; Eurotiales; Aspergillaceae
Product: aldo/keto reductase family protein
Exons: 3
Coding region: 1-966 (321 amino acids)
Cellular component (GO): cytoplasm
Source: RefSeq, a predicted model, not a curated record
AUGCCCACUCUCGUUGGAAAAGAGGUUGGCCCAACGGGCUAUGGCACUAUGAGAAUGACUUGGCAGGCCCAGCCACCAUCUCAGGAAGUGUGCUUCGAGACCCUCAACAAGUCCUUAGAGCUCGGUGCCAACUUCUGGAAUGGUGGUGAGCUCUACGGCACACCAGAGUACAACUCCAUGCACCUGCUGAACAAGUAUUUCACAAAAUACCCCGAGGCUGCAGACAAGGUUGUUCUCAGCAUCAAGGGUGGAUUGAAGCCCGGCCAGUUGAUUCCGGAUGGCUCGGAAGCGAAUAUCCGUCGUAGCGUUGACGAGACUCUACGCCUGUUGGAUGGAAAGAUAAAGGUCGAUAUCUUCGAGGUGGCCAGACAGGACCCCGAAUUCCCCGUUGAACACACCAUCGAGGUCCUUGCGCAGUAUGUGAAGGAGGGAAAGAUUGGUGGCAUUGGUCUCAGUGAAGUGGAUGCGGAGACUAUCCGGAGAGCACACAAAGUUCAUCCCAUUGCCGCCGUCGAGGUGGAACUGUCGCUCUGGUCGACCGAAAUUCUAGAGAACGACAUUGCAAAGACCUGUGCGGAGCUCGACAUCCCCAUCGUUGCCUACUCGCCUCUUGGUCGCGGUGUCUGGACAGGUGCAGUGACCUCUCUGAAUGACAUUCCCGAGGGUGACAUCCGGCGACACCUGUCACGGUUCAAAGAGGAAAACUUCCAGCAAAACCUGAAUCUCAUCAACGAGGUCAACAGCCUAGCCUCUCGCAAGAAUGUUGCUCCAUCCCAGAUUGCUCUGGCUUGGAUUCGCACUCUCAGCGGCAAACCCGGCAUGCCCACCAUCAUUCCCAUUCCCGGCGGUACGACUGUUGACAAGCUGGUUCAGAAUAUGACUGGAGUCGACAAGCUCACGGACGAGGAGAUGGCUGAAAUUGAUGCCAUCUUGAAGCAGCAUACAGUCGCCGGGCCACGGUAUUGA